GAACAUUGCAGGAUCCGAAAACAACGGACCUGGGUGGGUGCGAGUUCUGAAAUAUUUUGUUCUGUCUCUCUGUUUUGAAAGUCUUGUUGUUUUGUUUUGUGUUGUUGAUUCCUUCUGAUUCUGAGACAGGGGAAGGAACAAUAACAGAGGAAUCAAAGUUCCUUCCGUGGAACCUCGAUUCCUCAUUCUGGCUUCUUCAACUUUCUCUCCUCUUUGCCUCCUCCUAAGUCCUAACUCAGGCAGGUUCUUUCUUCAGAAGGAAUUAUAGCACAGUGCCUGUGUCUUUUUUAGUGAGUUGGCAUCAUAUAUAAGAUCCAAUGUUGGGUGGAUUAGUAAGAAAAUUUGCUUCUGCAAUGGGAGGCUGUGCCUCAAACCCAAACAGGAAGGGUAUUAUUCAUAAAAGAGAAAAGAAGAAAACUAGAAAACACAAGGGAAAUAUUGCUAAAUCACUUGCUGACAAGCCACUGAAAAGGCUUAGCAAUGCUGGAAGCCGUGUGGUAGACUAUCGCAAAUCUGAGGUUUCUAACAUUAAGUUUCAACUCGCCCAACUCCAAUACCACAACCGUAGUCGAAGUGCAAAUGCAAAAAGCCAUGAGGAUGCCUGGUUUGACUCGGUUAGCAUUAUGGAGUCGGAAUCAGAUGAUGACUUCAUUAGUGUACAUGGAGAAUGUUUUCCCUUUGUGGGUAAUGCUUUGGGAAAUGUCCCAAAUACUCAGUUAGUCCAGUAUGAAAGUGAAUCAUGCCUCGAGAAAAAUGAAUUAUGUGCACCCGAGAGAUUUCUUAUUCGUCCUAGAGCUGGGCUUGAAAUUCCAAGUACAACUGAAGAGAAGCCAUGUCCUGGUUCCUGGUCUGCAGUUCCACCUUCAGUUUUCAAUCUCCGUGGAGAAAAUUUUUUCAGAAAUAAGCAAAAGUGUCCUGCUCCAGAUUAUAGCCCUUAUAUUCCAUUAGGUGUUGAUUUAUUUGCCUGUCCCCGGAAGGUAAAUCACAUUGCUCGGUAUCUUGAACUUCCAUCUGUCAAAGAACAUGAGAAAGUACCUUCCCUCGUUAUUGUUAAUAUACAGUUGCCAACAUAUCCUGCUAGUAUGUUCCCUGGAGAAGCUGAUGGCGAAGGCAUGAGCCUUGUAUUAUAUUUUAAAUUGUCUGAGAAUUUUGACAAAGAUACUUCUACACACUUUCAGGAGAGCAUCAAGAGAUUAGUGGAUGAUGAGAUGGAAAAGGUGAAAGGGUUUACAAGGGAAAGCUUGAUUCCCUUUAGUGAAAGGCUAAAAAUUUUGGCUGGGGUAGUUAAUCCAGAAGACCUUCAGCUAAAUUCUGCAGAGAAAAAGCUUAUACAUUCCUACAAUGGCAAGCCAGUGCUUUCACGCCCUCAACACAAAUUCUUUAAGGGACCUAACUAUUUUGAGAUUGACUUGGAUAUACAUCGCUUUAGCUAUAUAUCAAGGAAAGCACUUGAUUCACUCCGAGACCGUACAAAGCAUGUAGUACUUAAUUUGGGCUUAACUAUCCAGGCACAGAAGCAAGAGGAACUGCCAGAGCAAGUCUUGUGCUGCUUACGGCUGAAUAAAAUUGAUUUUGUCAACCAUGGUCAAAUUCCUACCAUUGUAGCUAUUGAUGGUAAUUAAUUCAUAUAGCCAUCGGGUGGAAAAUUGGGGUGGGACCCAGAUGAUGACUAUAGGAUAAAAAGAAAAGACAAGAUUAAGGGUAAUUUUGUAAGAAUUGGGUGCUAAAUCUAUUUACUUGACAAUGGAGGAAAAGGAAGAGCAGCAAGUGCUUUCUCUCAUGCAAGAAUGUUUUUGCUUUAGUGUAUCAAAUUCAAAGCCCUGAAUGUGUGCUUUAGGUUUACCAUUUUCUCGUGCCUUUGUUCUCCCAUAGGUAACAGAUUCUAGAGUUAGGAUCUAAACUCCAGAUUCUGUGGUCAUGUUCCUGGAGUUGGUCAAAAAUGUAAAUUUGAAGUCCACCUAGGAGGAGUUGCUGAGUAGAAUGUAUUAAUUAAUUCUGAUAACUUGUGUAUCUUAAAUUCUGAGUCGUUUUCUUUUA
Cajanus cajan (pigeon pea) is the source of this 2037-nucleotide messenger RNA. RefSeq lists its product as uncharacterized. Lineage: Eukaryota; Viridiplantae; Streptophyta; Magnoliopsida; Fabales; Fabaceae. The record is from RefSeq and is a predicted model, not a curated record.